UGCCGCAGUGCCCUCUCCGACGGCGCGAUGCUAAGCUACGGCGCGGAGGUGCUAUUCGGCGGCGGCGGCCCUAUGGUUUAUCGCAAGGAUGCCGGGGGCGGCUUGCGCUCAGCCGGCCCGGCGGGGCUCUCGCGCUCCGGGGUCGGUUCCUUGUCCUCCAGCGGCUUCCACUCUCAGGGCUGGUCCCGCUCCUGGGGCUCAGCUUCCCGGCGCCAGCUGGGCUCGUCCACCGAGAGCCUGGAGUCGCUGAACGGCGAGUUGCGCGGGGGGCGCAACGAGAAGGAGGUGCUGCAGUCGCUCAACGACCGCUUCGCCGGCUACAUCGACAAGGUGCGCGCCUUGGAGGAGCAAAACCGGCAGCUGGAGGGCGAGGCGGCUGCGCUGCGCCAGCAGCAAGCCGGCCGCUCGGCGCUGGGCGAGCUGUACGAGCGCGAGAUCCGGGAGAUGCGCGGCGUGCUGGUGAGGGCCAGCAACGAGAAGGGGCAGCUGCGGCUGGAGCAAGAGCGGCUGGAGGAGGAAGUAGGGGCGCUGCGCCAGCGGCUGGAGGACGAGGCCCGUCUGCGCGAGGAGAACGAGGCGGCCGCCCGCGCCCUGGCUAAAUUCACCGAGCAAGCCCAAAUGACCAAAGGCGACCUGGAGAAGAAGCUGGCAUCCCUGCGCGAGGAGAGCGUCUUCCUACGCCGCAGCCACGGCGACGAGGUGGCCGAGCUGCUGCGCCAGAUCCAAGGCGGCGGGCCGGCCGCCGUCUUCGAGAUGCGCGAGUUGCCCGCCGUCCAGUCCGACGUCACCUCGGCGCUCAAGGAGAUCCGCGCUCAGCUGGAGGGACAUGCCUUCAAGAGCUCGCUGCAGUCCGAGGAGUUUUUCCGAG
Molecule: messenger RNA, 868 nt
Organism: Thamnophis sirtalis
Lineage: Eukaryota; Metazoa; Chordata; Lepidosauria; Squamata; Natricidae
Source: RefSeq, a predicted model, not a curated record